Spinacia oleracea (spinach) is the source of this 828-nucleotide messenger RNA. RefSeq names its product DNA repair protein XRCC3 homolog. Bases 1 to 828 code for a protein of 275 amino acids. The record is from RefSeq and is a predicted model, not a curated record. Gene Ontology annotation, cellular component: Rad51C-XRCC3 complex; replication fork. The transcript has a single exon. Gene Ontology annotation, biological process: telomere maintenance via recombination; resolution of mitotic recombination intermediates; t-circle formation. NCBI's taxonomy places the organism in Eukaryota, Viridiplantae, Streptophyta, Magnoliopsida, Caryophyllales, Amaranthaceae. Gene Ontology annotation, molecular function: four-way junction DNA binding; ATP binding; ATP-dependent DNA damage sensor activity.
AUGUCUAAAAAAGUUUCAAAGGGAACAAAACCUUGUCCCAAAAUUACAACUAGGUGUAGUGUUGUUGAUAGUAUUUUAAAUGGAGGUAUCAGUGUUGGAGAAGUAACUGAGUUUUGCGGAGAGAACGCAACAGGUAAAACUCAACUUUGCGUUCAAUUGAGUGUUGCAUGUCAAUUACCCCCGUCUUCUGGCGGAUUGUUCGGAUCAUCCAUUUAUAUCCACUCAAUUGGUCCAUUUCCCAUUCGUAGGUUAACUGGUUUAAUACCCUUCAUUUUAGAUUCAUCUCUAAGUCAUACUGAUCGCCCUUGUGAUCACAUCAUAACUAAGAUGGUUGAAUCCGUGCAUGACUUACCUGAUGCACUUGAUUGGGUGGUGAAGUUGAUUCAAAACUCUUAUAACACGUGCAGACAUAUACGGUUAGUCAUUAUUGAUUCAAUUGUUAGUAUGUGUACUAGUCAUUUUGAUAACACUGUGGUGGGGUUAGAGUCACGGACUCAACUAUUACGUGCCAUUGGUUACGGUUUACAAUCAAUUGCUUCAAAAUAUAAUGUGGCGGUUGUAGUUGUAAAUAAUGUUGUGGAUGUGUUUCCAAGUGAUCGUGAUUCUUCAACCAAGUUCAUGAUGUCAUCUGGUCGGAAGGUCCGCCCUGCAUUGGGGAACUGUUGGAUGACAAAUAUUUCAACUCGUGUCUUCAUGUCUAAAACAAUCUCUCCAUACAAUCAAACGUCGGAUAGAUUGAUGAGUAUAUUGUUCUCAUCGUCUUUAGAACUUGAUGCGUGUCGUUUUUGUAUAACCAAUGAGGGUGUAAUGGAUGCCGAGCAAAACUAA